Paramecium sonneborni is the source of this 2496-nucleotide messenger RNA. The record is from the annotation of a GenBank genome assembly. NCBI's taxonomy places the organism in Eukaryota, Ciliophora, Oligohymenophorea, Peniculida, Parameciidae.
AUGUAAAGAGAUGAUUUAGCUAUAUUUCCAAAUACACCGUAAAUAUAAUGUCUUUUUAAUCCAAGUGGACUACAUCCUAUGACUGCUUUUGUAGCAAGGUCAUGUUAUAAGUAUAAUUAACUCUAAAGAAAUAAAUAAUAAAGAAUCGUUAUAUAACAUAUACCUUAAAAACAAAGAUAAAAUGAAUAAAGGUAGAUUUCUUUACCAAAGGCUAUGUAAGCUAUAAAAAAAUAAUAAUUGGAAUGUAAAAAUUAUAAUUGACUAGAAGCAUUGAGAAGAGCAUCUCAAUAAAAAGAUGGGACUUUAAGUUUGGUUUUCUCAGAUGUUAAGUAAGAAGAGUUAAUUCUAUAGAAAAUAGAUAAAUAUUAAUAUUUGUAGUAUAAAUUGUAAACAAGUAAUGAUGAUUUAGUUGAGGAAAAGAGAGUAAAUGUAAAUGAAUAAAAAAAGUCAAAUACAAAAAUGAAGAAUGUGAUUGAAAUUGAUAAGACAAAAACUAUUCUAUAAAAUAUAUUAGGUGGAAUGUAAUAAAAAGUUGAUGAAGUUGCACAUGAAAAUCAUAUGAGAAUAAUGGGAAUGCAAAUAAAGUCAUUUAAAUUAUAAGAGUAAUAAUCAAUUAGAAGUAAAGCUAUGUCUCAAGAAAAAGAUAGAGAGACAUCAAAAUCAUUUGCAGAAAAAAGAGAUUUAUAUAGUCGUUCAGUUCAAAAAAAGAGACAUCAAUCACCUUAGAAUAAAAUGAAGAAUAUAUCUUAAUAAAAUAUGAAGAUAAAUAAUAAUUUUAGAUUUUCAUUGACAGAUUACUCAUAAUUAAGUAGAGAAUAAUUAUUUUAAUUGAAAUUACUAAAUUAUCACUAUAUGAUAUUUAUAGUUUCUUCAUAAAGUAAUUUUUAUGUUUAACCAUCUGAAACUAUUACUGAGUUUAAAUUUAAAGUAGGAAAAGGAAAUAAUAGUUUAUUAAUUAAAGAAUUAUUUAAAUCUAGAUGGUGGUGGAAUCUAAAUUAAGAAGCUGAUAAUAAAGAACUAAAUUUUAUAUGGACAUAGAUUAAAGUUCCAUAAUUUAUGAAUCUCCAAGAAUGGAGUAAAGAUCCAUUUAUAACAAGAUAAAAAUCUUUAUCUUAGACAUCUGCAGAUUUAAAAAAAACAAAAGGAUAGAAAUCUCCAAAGAGUAUUAAAAGAGAUCAAAAGUUUGGAUAAUAUGAGGAUCCAUUAUAAAAAUUAAUUGUAGAACAAGAUUUAAUUUAAUUAAAAUCAAUCGAAAAAUCUAUUUAAAGUUUUUUAAAAUAUGCAGAAAAGAAAGAUUUAAGAUUAAUUGAUAAUGUAAAUAAAGUAAAUAAUCAUUAUUAUUAUUAUUAUAUUAGAUUCAUAAUCAUAUAGAAAGAAAUUAUCAUUUGGGUAAUAAAAAAGCUAUGUUUCAUAAUAUGAAGAAAUAUUAUGAGUUAAUAAAAUAAGAACUGUUUCGACAUUUACCUAUGACAUUUCAUGUAUCAGGAGUUAAAGACAAAUCAUAUUAAUAGUUUAUGGAAUAUUAUAAAUAAAAGUAUUCUAGAUAUAUUUAUAAGGAAGGGAAAUAAUAUUUGGAUUAUAAAGCCAGGAGAAUUUACAAAUAGAGGAAAUGGAAUCAUUGUAUGUUAAACAUUGGCUGAUAUUCAUAAAAUUGUAAGCAAAAAACAAAUGCAUUCUAAUGGCAAACCUUUCACAUAUUUGAUACAAAAAUACAUUGAAAAACCAUUUCUAUAUAAUAAAAGAAAGUUUGACAUAAGAUGUUACUUUUUAAUAACAUAAUUGAAUAAUAUUAUUAGAGCAUAUUGGUAUGAAGAAGGCUAUAUAAGAACAUCAAGUGAAGAAUUUGAUAUUAAGGAUGUGAGUAAUUAAUAUGUUCAUUUAACUAAUGAUGCAAUCUAAAAAUAUAGUGAAGCUUAUGGAAAAUAUGAAAAUGGGAAUAAAUUAUCAUUCGCAGAAUUUUAGAGAUACUUAGAUAAAUGGCAUACUAAUGAACAUUUGAAUUUUUAUAAGGAUUUAUACCCAUAAUUGAAAAUGAUAACUUUGAAUGCAAUAAAAUCUGUUUAUCAUAAAAUAGAACCAUAUAAAAGAAAUUACAAUUUUGAAAUAUUUGGAUUAGAUUUCAUGAUAGAUGAAAAGUUUUAACCAUAUUUAAUUGAAAUUAAUACUAAUCCAUGUUUAGAAUUGAGUUCUCCUUUAUUAGGUAGAAUAAUUCCUGCAAUGGUUGAGAAUGCAUUUAGGUAAUAUAUUAAAAAUAUAAUUUAAUUUAGAUUAUCUAUAGAUACAUUGAUACCUCCUCCAGAAUAAUCUAUAUGGCCACCAAACAAAAAACAUUUAUUAUUUUAUGAUAAUAUGUUAGAAAACAAUAGAUUCUAAUUGAUUUUUGAUGAAAGAGAAGAUGCUUAUGAAUUAAAAUUGUUAUAUAGCAAUUAAAUAAAUGAUGAUCAAAUAGAUGAAAUGGAUGAAGAAGAAGAAGAAUAUCAAUCAGAUGAUGAUUGA